This is a messenger RNA of Callorhinus ursinus (northern fur seal), 1996 nucleotides long. It is a transcript of the gene NKAIN1, whose product is annotated as sodium/potassium transporting ATPase interacting 1. Gene Ontology annotation, biological process: regulation of sodium ion transport. The record is from RefSeq and is a predicted model, not a curated record. Lineage: Eukaryota; Metazoa; Chordata; Mammalia; Carnivora; Otariidae.
CAUGGGCAAGUGCAGCGGGCGCUGCACGCUCGUCGCCUUCUGCUGCCUGCAGCUGGUCGCUGCGCUGGAGCGGCAGAUCUUUGACUUCCUGGGCUAUCAAUGGGCUCCUAUCUUAGCCAACUUCCUGCACAUCAUGGCAGUCAUCCUGGGCAUCUUUGGCACCGUGCAGUACCGUUCCCGGUACCUCAUUCUGUAUGCAGCCUGGCUGGUGCUCUGGGUUGGCUGGAAUGCAUUUAUCAUCUGCUUCUACCUGGAGGUUGGACAGCUGUCCCAGGACCGGGACUUCAUCAUGACCUUCAACACGUCCCUGCACCGCUCCUGGUGGAUGGAGAAUGGGCCAGGCUGCCUGGUGACACCUGUCCUGAACUCCCGCCUGGCCCUGGAAGACCACCAUGUCAUCUCUGUCACCGGCUGCCUGCUUGACUAUCCCUACAUCGAAGCACUCAGCAGUGCCCUGCAGAUCUUCCUGGCUCUGUUUGGCUUCGUGUUCGCUUGCUACGUGAGCAAAGUGUUCCUGGAGGAGGAGGACAGCUUUGACUUCAUCGGUGGCUUUGACUCCUACGGAUACCAGGCGCCCCAGAAGACGUCGCAUUUACAACUGCAGCCUCUGUACACGUCGGGGUAGCUUCUGUCCCGCGCCCAUCCAGUUGCCAUGAGCUUGCCGGCCGGACUGAAGCCCAGGCCCGAGCUCGGGCCGAAAUGGCAGGCGCGCCCCCUGGCGGCUCGCGAACCGACUGCAGCCUGCGCCGGCUGGGUCUGCGGCAGACUUGGACUUGGCCCUUCCAGCCUGGCUCCAGGGGUGGGACGGGCUGGGCGGGGGAGGGGAUCGCGGGGUUUGUAUUUUUUUUAUCUCAGCCUUGGCGUGCGCUGGGGCCUCCCUCCCUUCUCCAGCCGCUCCCUUUAGAAACCCUUCACCCCACUUCCGGUCCCCUGUCCAGAGAGAAAUGGCAUUCGCCCCAUCUCACCACACUUGUUCACCAGCCCUGGGGAGAGUUACUGUGAACUAGAAGCAGGAGUCCUGGGUUCCAACUGCAGCUCCAUCACCGACUCUCUGUGUGACAUCUGGCAAGGCCCUUCCUUGCCCUCUCUGGGCCUCAGUUUCCCUCAAUUAAAAUAAUCUCUUAGAAGACGGAGCUCUUUCUAGCCUUUUCAUUUGACUCUUAAUUCCAGGGGCUACGCUGGGAUUAUAAUUCCCAUUUUGCAGAUGUGGAAACUGAGGCCCGGAGAUAGGAAGCGAUUUGCUUGAGGCCACACAGCUAGGCUUUUGGUGGAGGCAGGCCUUGAACACAGCAUACCUACUGUAGUUUCAGACUCCAAAACCCAGUGUCUGGUCUCUGAAUCCCAUUUCCAGGCCCCCAUCCAGCUGGGACACUCUAGAACCCACGUGAUCUACAUCACACACACCACCACCACCUCUCGCCAGCGCCUCUCUUGAAGCAAUAUACCUGUUCUCCUGUUGGGAACCAGAUGAACAGAGCCCAGAGCCCUGAAUUCAGCCUGACCCACAGGGAAGCCCUCCUAGACUCGGCCCCCAUCCACCCUUGGCCAACCUUUCAAGCUCAUUACAGUAAGGGGGAGCGGGCAUAUCUCAGCCACCCCACCCCCUUCCAGGUCCCUGAGGCCGGGUCUGCUGCAGCCACGAUCCCCUGUCCUCUCAGCAACUCCACCAACCCCUGAUGGCUCCAUCCACGUCACCCGUUGGAAGGUUCCAGAAUGGAAGACAGCUGGUCAGCACCUCCUGAUCACCAGUUUUCAAAGAUCACCAGCGUUUAUGACCACUCCAAUGUCCAAGAGAAACCUCUAACAAGCCCAGAGGGAGUUGUGAAGAGGCAGACUGGGAGUGUGGGUCGUGGUGUGGGGUCGGGAGGGCCAGCGCCCCUGAGAGCAAAUAGAGAGAAGAGCUCAUUCUCCCCAGCUCCUUCCACAGACACCCCUGAGGACCUUACUUCCUGUGUACUGGCCGUGAGUCCAAGGGCAGGAGGGGCACCCCUCAGCU